Striga asiatica is the source of this 318-nucleotide messenger RNA. NCBI's taxonomy places the organism in Eukaryota, Viridiplantae, Streptophyta, Magnoliopsida, Lamiales, Orobanchaceae. The record is from the annotation of a GenBank genome assembly.
AUGACAAAAGAAUCUAACAUCCUGGACGCCUUUGAAAAUAUUCACCAAGCGUGUUUGACAGAAAUUGAUCCGAAUCUCACCUUGAAAGAGUGUGUUGUCACGUUCAUGGUGCUAAAAGAAAGCACUGGAGAGCAUUAUUUUAACAAUCCAGAGCCUAUGUGGGAUACCCUUACAAGGACAUUUGCCGAUUUAAGCCUGAACAACUACCCGGGUAAAGAGUUUUGGAAAAGGCACCCAGAUUUUCCGACGUUUGAUCAAUUGAUAGCUGACUAUUGGGCCGAAGAGGCGCGCCAGACGGCGCGUAGAAGGAGGCGUUAA